AUGCCCUUCUUCAUCGACUACUACACGAAUACCUUGUGCCCCGGCAUGGUCCUGGUCGACGGUCCCGGCAACCCCUUCCGCCGACAGAUCAUGCAGCUUGCCGCUGAGAGCCCCAGCCUCCAGCACGCCAUCUGCGCCCUAUCCGCCUGCAACCUGAGGAUGAGAACCAAGCUCAGCCUGGGGCAGGAUCCCCGUGAGCUGUCCGCGGAGCUGCGCGCCGAGAGGAAGGCUGCUGCCGAGUCGGCAGCAGCGUCCUCCGAUGGCCAAGACGCCCAGGCCCUCGACGAGAGGACGCCCCUGUCUGAGGAGAGCGAGCACCGCAACCUUGCCAUCCGCCUCCUCAACCGGCAGCUCAACGACCCUGCCAAGUCGAGCGACGACUCAACCCUCGCCACCAUCCUCCUCCUCUCCCACUGCCGCAUGGCUGAGUCAGGCAUCGCCAAGUUCCACACCCAGUUUGCCGGCGUCAAGAGGAUCAUGGCUAUCCGAUCAUCGCGGCAGAUGACGCGCCGUGAGCCUUCAUGGAUGGAGGCCGUAUUCGCCCACUUUGACGCCAUCUCGGCGAGCGUCAACGACCGCGAAGCACAGCUCUCCGUCCCGCUCGCUCAGCUUGCCGGCGGCGAUAAUAUGCUGCCCGCCGGCGUCGAGAAUCUCAUCGGCUGCGACGGCGAGCUCUUCAAGACCAUCUCGAGGCUGGGGCGCCUCAACCUCCUCUCUCAACACCGCCCCGUCCAGGUACGCGGGAUGGCACCAGCCGAGGCGGCGCCGAGCCAGGCAGCCGAUGUCCACGCCCACGGCAGGCUCGACGGCAACGGGUCCGGAUCCUCACCCGACGAGGCCGACGUCGUGGCGUCCGCGACCCGGUAUGCGGGCGUGUACGACGUGCGGCGCUCGGCUUUUUGGAAGGAAUGGAAGGAGAUCCGUGAAGCCCUGCGGCGGUGGAAGUUUGACGGAGAGACGGUGUCGGCUAACCUCCCCGAGGCGCCCACGCCGAAGCAGGUGCGCGACCUGGGCUCCGUAUCCGAAGCGUUUCGGCACGCCGCCCUCCUCUACACAGAGCGCCUGUCCAGCCCCAUGCUCCCCUCCAGCCACUCCAACUUUCAGAACCUGGUCAGCCAGGUCAUCCGCUACACCACCAGCCUGGAGGCGGGCAGCUCCGCCGAGAAGUUCCUCCUGUGGCCGCUCUUCGUCGCCGGGUCCGAGUGCGUCGAUGAGCUGCAGCAGAGCAUCGUGCGCUCCAAGUGUCGGGGCAUGAUGGCCCGGUCAGGGUACAUGAAUAACCUGGCUGCCUUGCAGGUUCUGGAGGAGCUGUGGGCUACGGAGUUGAAAGGGGAGGAUGCGCGGGUGAGGACUGUCGGGCGGAGAAGCCCGUUCAACUGGUCGAGAUACAUCAGUGGUGGUGAUGUUGAAUGGAUCAUGUUCUAA
Geosmithia morbida is the source of this 1425-nucleotide messenger RNA. Its product is annotated as Pfam:DUF3468. Lineage: Eukaryota; Fungi; Ascomycota; Sordariomycetes; Hypocreales; Bionectriaceae. Gene Ontology annotation, cellular component: nucleus. The coding region runs from base 1 to 1425 and encodes 474 amino acids. Gene Ontology annotation, molecular function: transcription cis-regulatory region binding; DNA-binding transcription factor activity. The record is from RefSeq and is a predicted model, not a curated record. Gene Ontology annotation, biological process: positive regulation of transcription by RNA polymerase II. The transcript has a single exon.